This is a messenger RNA of Brassica napus (rape), 1431 nucleotides long. RefSeq lists its product as uncharacterized. Bases 215 to 616 code for a protein of 133 amino acids. NCBI's taxonomy places the organism in Eukaryota, Viridiplantae, Streptophyta, Magnoliopsida, Brassicales, Brassicaceae. The transcript has 6 exons. The record is from RefSeq and is a predicted model, not a curated record.
GUUUCUUCUUUUCUCUAUCAUCCCGAACAUUUUUGUUCUGCGUUUCUCAUCGAUAGCGAUGACGUUCCAGUUCCGUAAUGGGGCGUUGUGAUUUCUACGCCUUAAAUCUUAUUGUCUUUAAUCUCAUUAAACUAGACGCCCGCUAUGAUAGCUUCAGUUGCGUUGUUCAGUCGACGAUUUCGUGUAUAAAUAGGUUCGUAUCUCACUUCUUCGAAUGGUGGUGAAGAUUCCGCCGGCAGUCGAAAGCUCCUGGAAAGAUGUCUCCGGCGGAGGCUGCGGUUUCGCAAUGGCUACCUCAGAAUCCGGGAAGCUGAUCACAUGCGGCUCGACGGAUGAUCUAGGUCAAAUCUAUGUCACAUCAGGAAAGCACUGUGAGACUCCCGAGCCGUUUCCUCUGCCUCCGGAGGUUUGUGUACAGAAAGCUGAAGCUGGAUGGGAUCAUUGUGUGGCGGUAACAGAGAGCCAUGAAGUUUAUACAUGGGGAUGGAAGGAAUGUAUACCAACUGGAAGAGUGUUUGGACAAGUGGAAGGAGAUUCGUGUGAAAUGAACACCUCAUUCUCUGCAGAGCAAGAAGUUUCAACGCAGGUUCUCAUCUUCCACCAGUGCAUCAUGUAAUGAUGUAACACUGUUGGGAUUGUAAGGUAGUCCAUGUUGAACACAUUUCCAUUCACUCUCUCUAAGUAAUUUAAACCAAUCUCAUUCCCAUACGUUAUAACAAGUUAUUGGGUGUGUGGGUAUUAAUGGUGAGAUGAACAAACUGACAAAGCCUUUCUACUGCUGCAGUUUCUCAAGCGAUGGUUGCAGAUACUAAUUCCCUUUCUUCUCUCUUUGUUGCUUUAUUAGAGACCUUAGUCCAUGUACUUAAACCUAUUUGACAUAUAAGACGCAUGGCUGGCAAACCAAAUAACCUUAACCUUUCAUGCCAAGCUCUCUAAGUUCAGACUUUUCAUCAAACCAUAAAUCAUUCACCCUAGCUCUGAUAUUAGAUUAGAACCAACGCCAAUUCCUACUUUUGAUGGACAGGUAGGUAAUGACAACUCGGGCAAUGAUAUGCCAGGUUCUGGAGCUGUUAAAAAACUUACACCACUGAUGGUGUAAAGUGUGAACAGUUGUGUCGCUCUGAACAUCGUUGGCAUCGGUACUAUUGCUAUUAUUACAUAGUAUAAGUUAGUGAAAACCAUGUAAUGGUUAAUCUUCAAGAGUAUAGGAGUUUUAAACACUGUUGUGGACUUUAGCUGAUGCUCUACUACCACUUUUUAAAAAGAAUCCUCUAGACAAAAGUAUUCUACCUCUUUCGGUCAUGCUAAUUAUUGCAUCUGAUUCUUUUUCCUUCUCGAUUUUUUGUACACAGCAAGGCAACUGCGUUUGUACGGCAACUACGUUUGCUCUUUUUUAGAAAUGUCCAUGGGAUCUCUGAUUUUCUACACAUA